AUCGCGAUAUCACUUACGUACCGGCCUAUUGCUGCCCCGUCGUGAUUCAUCAAGUCCGCCCGUUCGCUCGUGAGAGGUGCCCGUCUUGCGCGUGGCGCUUGCUUGUCAAGCCUCGCGUGCAGCCCCCUUGGCUCGAUUUCUGCGAUGCUGAAAAGGGAGAUAUAUCCUUGUAACGGUGGCCCGAUCGAGGCAGCCGCCUGACCGUGGCACGCUUCUCUCUCCGUCUCUCCCUCUCUAUUUUUCUCUCCUUUUCUCUCCUCCUCUCUCCUCCUCUCUCCUCCUCUCUUUUUCUAUCUGUCUAUCUUUCUUUCCUCCUAACCUCUCCCGGUACGCGGGCGGCAGGUUUGUGGUGCGCCAGAGAGACCGGGGCCACCCACCACCUUGGGAACCGGCUACGGCGAGAGACUAUUGUAUCAUAGCCCGGAUGGGUAAAUUUUUUUGUGCGGGCGGCCAGCUAGCUAGCGGCGUUCGACGCAGGCCAGAUACUCACUGGCCGGCGUCGACCCAGGGGCCGAAGAGGUGUGCUGGUAACGGGAUUCCCCCGAUGGGCAGGGAAGUUCCAGCUGCAGGGGGAGACCCGGUCUCCGCUGCUUGGCCUCACUUUUCCCAUCUCCCCUUUGGAUUUCCAUCGCUCUUCUCGAUCUCGCCCUCUCGCGCUCGCCUUACCGCCCCCCUACGGUAUACAUGCCUCCCUUCGUCACAGUACCAUUUAGACACCCCUCCCCUACGCCAAACCCCCCUUGUCACUCGCUGGCCACCGAUACCACACUACCUGGGAGAGCCGGAGGCGGGACCGCCUACGACUCUCGCUCUCGCUCGCUCUCCCCCCUUCUCGCGUCCUCUGCCCCGUCCGCGCGAGUGCCUGUGUAGCUAUAUGUGUAGGUGUCUGUGUGUGUAUGUGUAUUGUAUAUGUGGGUGCUCGCCGAUUGUUGAGGACAGAUCUGGUCUGUUGCAUGGGCGACGUGUCAUCGUCGACCUCACGUCCCCCAGCCGGCCGAAGUGGAUGCGGCAGCUGUCAUCGUCGACCUCUCCCGCCUGCUGCCGCCGCCGCUGGCUGCUGCUCUGUCGCCAUCUCCACCCGGCCUCGCCUUUCUCUCCACUGGUCAGGGCGCUGCCCAUCAUCGACGACACUGGAGCUUGGGUAUUCGUCAUGUUGGGCUGUAGACGUGCCGGCACGGGCCCCCUGCGUGGGAUGGCCGAGGCAUACGCAGGUGCUGCAGCCAGCUCGCCGCGUACUGCUUGAUUCGACCAGUGCUAGAAACCCACCGGCGGCCUAGUCGAGACUAUGUAUGUAUUGUGGAAAGGCUCGUCGAGCUGCGCGCCUCCCCUGUAUAUCGGCCUGCGUGUGCCUAGCGAACCUUGGGCUGGUACCUACCUCGACCUUGUGCAGUGACGAAGUACCUCGCUCGAUCUCUCUACCUGGGUCUGCUUGUACACCGGCAGGUAUACCAGGCCUACCUCGAUGUACCUCUACCACCGACGCUGCUCACAUCUGGCGGCUGCGAAUACCUGCGCGCCUGCCUCCACGUGUACCCGUCUACUACCUCUUACCUCCUACGCAUGUCGUGUGUACAUGCAGAAACUACGGUCGAUCCACCGCUGGCCCUCUCCUCCCUUCCCCCCUUCCAACCCCCCCCCCCCCCGCAGCCUCUUCUCUCACUCUCACUCCCUCUCUCUCUCUCGCUCGUAGGCCUGGUAGCAGCUACACAGGCAGGCAGGCAGGCAGGCAGGCAGACAGUCACGGAGCUAGUCCCAUCUCUCAGGGUUGGGAAAGAGGACCCAGAAUGGUGGGCGGUGUCCUUGCC
Durotheca rogersii is the source of this 1805-nucleotide messenger RNA. RefSeq lists its product as uncharacterized. The record is from RefSeq and is a predicted model, not a curated record. The coding region runs from base 425 to 1243 and encodes 272 amino acids. NCBI's taxonomy places the organism in Eukaryota, Fungi, Ascomycota, Sordariomycetes, Xylariales, Xylariaceae. The transcript is spliced from 2 exons.